This is a messenger RNA of Danio rerio (zebrafish), 2183 nucleotides long. It is a transcript of the gene znf384b, whose product is annotated as zinc finger protein 384 b. NCBI's taxonomy places the organism in Eukaryota, Metazoa, Chordata, Actinopteri, Cypriniformes, Danionidae. The record is from RefSeq and is marked provisional. Gene Ontology annotation, cellular component: nucleus.
AAAAAAACUAAUUGAAAUUCUUCAAUCGGGCGGGUUCAGAAAGACUUCAGAAACUACCCCGAUCGGAGGAAAUCCCCGGCGGGCGACGCAAAAGUCUUGAGAGCUGGGGUGAUGGAGGACUCGCAUUUCAGCUCUUCAUACUUCUGGUCUCCUGUGCAGGGGCAGAUCGAGAAUGCUGUAUUUCUCAAUAAAGUAAAGGAGCAGCUUGGUCAUGACAAAAGCCCCACCUACUCACAUGGCCCUGCCCACUAUCCCCCUACAGCAGUGGUGGCUGUCGCUGGGGGUCCCAUGGAAGCACCGACAUCAAGAACACUAAAACAAGAGCAUGUGCAACCGUCCCAUUCCUCACACAGUAUAACAGUGGUGCCGGUACCACCUUCUGGCAUCAUGACGGCAGCGGGUUUGGUCACCCUGGUGUCUCCGGUGUCUUCGGCUCAGUCUCUUAUUCCUGGACACCCCUCAAUGAUAACAGUCCAGACAGACAAGAAAAAUGACUCCUUGCCCUGCUCACCGGUCAUCAUUCCAUUACCUUCCAAACGGGGCAGAAAGAAGAAAGAAACACUCCCGCUAGUUGGCUCUCCUACUGGGACAGAUCCCUUGAUUUUGGGUCUUUCAGGACAGCAUCUUUCUACACACCCUUAUAGCCUCUCCCCAGAAGAAGGGCAUGCUGGGAAAGAAGGCAGCAAAACAUACAGAAACCACACAGAAUCCAAACCUCAUAAGUGUCCUCACUGCACGAAAUCAUUUGCCAACUCAAGCUACCUUGCUCAGCAUGUGCGAAUACACACUGGAGUUAAACCGUACACCUGUAACUACUGCGAGAAGACCUUCAGACAGCUCAGUCACUUACAGCAACACCACAGGAUCCACACAGGAGACAGGCCAUACAAAUGUACACACAUGGGCUGUGAAAAGUCUUUCACUCAGCUCUCUAAUUUGCAGUCCCAUCGGCGUCAGCACAACAAGGACAAACCAUACAAGUGUCACCACUGUAAUCGAGGAUAUGUAGACGCAGCCGGCCUGGAUAUUCAUCUGUCCACGCACACGGUUAAGCAUGCUAAGCUGUACUCCUGUGGUUUAUGCCACCGCACAUAUACCUCGGAGACGUAUCUAAUGAAGCACAUGCAAAAACACGCUCCGGAUAUGCUUCCAUCUCCACCUGGAUCAAACCAGCAUAGUCACAGUCCCGGACGCGCUGGAGGAAGCGGUUCAGAAGGAGACGGGCAGAGCAGAAUUGAAAGGAGUGAUGUUUUCGUCCAACCGAUCAGUGUGCCGUGUGUGUAUGACAUGAACCAGUACAAACCAGUACCUGCAGCAGACGUGCAGUACAAAACCGUCAGCGUGUCUGACAUCUCGCCUCACAAAGACCUCUGCAUCACCGUGGAGGCUUCAGCCAUACAGGCGAACCACCUGAACUCCUGAGGAUCAAACUGUGGAGGUUAGAAAAACUGUUGUAGAUGACGAGAUCCACACAGAGCUGUGGAGACAGAGCGAAUUUUCUUAUUCAAAGGCGCAUUGUUUGUGUGAAAGAGCAAGAGGAUUUGAAUGAACUCAAAUGAAGGAGGUCUACUUUUGUAUUGUUUUCUUUUCCUUUUUUUGUUACAUUUGUUGCUGCAAUCCUGAUCUUCCUCACAAAAAGCUUCCUUGAAGGCUGUGGCUGUUUCGGUGGGUGUCAACUUCAUAUCUCCAGUCUUUCCAUGACAUUUUUGCUAGUUUCACUCGUUUAUACGGUGGUUUUUGUCUGUAGGUGUUGGUACGAUCACUCCAGCAUCACCAUUACUAUUGUUACUGUCAACAAGAAUGGUAAUAUUGUGUCUUGCACAGUAGGUUUGGAAAUUGUUUCUUUUUUUUCCAUUUUAAAAGGGAAGUUUGUUUGCAGUCAAACAAAAGCACGUAUAUAUGAUUAUCAGAUAUAUUGUGUGUAUAUGAGUAAAGGAUAACAGCAAACAGGACACAAAUAUAUUAGGAGAUGGAUUUUAUGGAAAACAAAUGAUUAUGUGUAGUGUUUCUAUCUGCAGACGACAUGUAAUAUUCUAUUAUUACUGUUUUUACUGUUUUACUAUUUAAAAAAAACAGAGCAAUUAUGCACCCCAGACAUCAACCUCUAGACAUUACCAAAAUCAGAUUACUGUGCAUUAACCUUUUAAAACGAGAUAUUAAAAAAAUUAUAAUUGUGUGCCGCA